AUGGACGAUAUCAAACCGAAGCAGUCAAUGGAUGAAGGCGACGCUGCACUGUCCUCGGAUCUCAAAGAUUCGGAAGGCUAUAUAGCCCAAGUUGACACGGAACACCACGGUAACCUCAAGCUCGCUAAAGAUGGCCAUACCGUCUUGAUUCCACAACCCUCUGACGAUAUUCGCGAUCCUCUCAACUGGAGUCCUGUCAAGAAACACGUUAUCCUCUUCAUCAUCAGUUUCGCAGCCUUUCUUCCCGAUUAUGGCAGUGCCGUCGGCGCUGUUACUCUCAUCCCCCAGGCAACGCAAUGGAACAUGAGCCAAGACACAGUUAAUCACUCCCAAGUCGGUAAUGUUUUCAUGCUCGGCGCAGGCGGUAUCUUUGUCGUUGCCCUCUCCGCAUGGGCGGGCCGUCUCCCCGUUUUAUUCUACUUCCUUGUCAUCGCUUCAGCUACGGCUGCUUGGUGUGCUGCCGCUACGACAUUUGAGUCGUUCAUGGCUGCUCGAAUCUUGAAUGGCUUCUUCAGCACUGUCUCGCAAGGUGGAGGAUUGAUGUUCAUCUUUGACAUGUUUUAUUUCCAUGAGCGUGCUCGCAAGAUUAAUAUUUGGGCUGCUUUCAUCAUCCUCUCUCCGUACAUGGGUCCAUUAUUUACUGCCUUCAUCAUUAAUACAGAGGCCUGGCCUAUUGCGUUCUGGGUGUACUUUACUGAGACCUCGCUCGUGCUCAUCCUUACGGUCCUGUUUGUAGAGGAGACCUACUAUGACCGUCGAAUCCCUGCCGCCGAUCAACCGCCCAGAGGAUCACGUAUCGGCAACCUGUUAGGCUAUGCCCAGUAUCAAUCUCGCCACCUCCGUAACAGCUUCGGUCAAGCCUGCAUGCGCCCAAUCCGCGUCAUCCUCAAACCAACCGUCUUCCUGUCCUCCUUUUACUACCUACUCACCUUUGCAUGGGUCGUCGGUAUCAACACAACCUUGUCAAUCUUCCUUACACCACUAUACAACUUUGGUCCUAAGCAGAUCGGCUUCUUUUAUUUCGCACCUGUUGUUGCCGCUAUUCUGGGAGAAGUUGUCGGCCACUGGCUACACGAUAGAAUUGCCACGCAAUUCAUUAAAACGCACAAUGGUCACUUUGAGCCCGAGAUCAGAUUGCGUGCGAUUUGGUUCAGCACCCCGUUCAUGCUGGCCGGUUUAGUCGGAUUGGGCUUCGCUCUUGAAGAGGGGUACCACUACAUGAUUACAGCCUUGUUCUGGGGCCUGUAUGUCUUUGGUAUCAUGGUUACUACAGUUGCUCUGAACGCAUAUAAUCUCGACAGCUAUCCAGAGGCAUCGGGGGAGGUGUCUGCCUGGAUCAACUUUGCGCGAACUACUGGAGGGUUUAUCAUCAGCUAUUUUCAAGUCAAAUGGGCCAACUCGGUCGGUGCUAGAGUCAGUUUUGGUACCCAGGCUGGUAUUUGCGCUGCUGCGUUUCUUAUCAUUCUUGUGUUGCAGGUAUUCGGAAAGAGAAUGAGAGAGAAGAGUGGAAAGUUAUCUUUCCCUACUGCAUAA
Fusarium verticillioides 7600 is the source of this 1533-nucleotide messenger RNA. RefSeq lists its product as hypothetical. Bases 1 to 1533 code for a protein of 510 amino acids. Gene Ontology annotation, molecular function: transmembrane transporter activity. Lineage: Eukaryota; Fungi; Ascomycota; Sordariomycetes; Hypocreales; Nectriaceae. Gene Ontology annotation, biological process: transmembrane transport. The record is from RefSeq and is a predicted model, not a curated record. The transcript is spliced from 4 exons.